AUGGGGAGCCUAUUGGAGAAGAACUCCGAGUCGGUACGAAAGCGGAUCGAGGCUCACAACUUCGAAAAUGAGGAAGGCGACGAGUAUGAGGGUUCCAAGUUUGGAGGAUUUUCGGAUUACUUCCGCCGCAAGAAGAUAAAGCUUCAGAAUCUGGACGCAGAGGUCCGGUCAUCGUCCGUUGGCAAACCACAAAUCUUCCGAGGUAUCGUGGCGCAAGUAAAUGGGUAUACCCAACCAUCAUUGAACGAUCUCCAUCAUCUCAUUGUCAGUCAUGGCGGUGGGUUCAUGCAAUAUCUUGACGGAAAGACGACAGUCACUCAUAUCAUCGCUGCGAAUCUAACCCCGAAGAAGGCUAUCGAAUUUCGUAGGUAUCGAAUCGUCAAGCCGGCGUGGGUUGUGGAUAGCGUGAAAGCUGGGAAGCUGUUACCAUGGGACUCUUACCGGGUACUCGAUGAAGGGUCCGGUCAACGUUUACUAGGAUUCGACGAAGGUCGAAUGGUUAGUCAGGCCAAUACCCAGCAAAGGGGCUACCGGGACCAAACGAGUACCAGUUGGUACACGAGCCAAGUCAAAAAUGUCGCAGAUGAUAUAGACGAUGAUGAGGGAGCCCAUUUCCCGAGUACUCAAUCAGUCGCUUUCAACGGAACAGGGACUUAUAUGAAUGAUUCUCCGGACCAACCGAGGGAAAGCAUCGAAGCCGCCGCAGAGAAGCUAAAAGGUAUUCCUGACGAGAAUCCCGUCUCAUCUGGGAACUUUGAGGUCACAUCAUCGUUGGAAGAUGCAUUGAACCAUGUAGUAGCUGGUGAGAAUCCAACACCCGAGACACUGGUAACAGAGACAAAAGUCGAGGACAUACCCCCUCACAUGAGGACGCCGUCUGAAGCUGGAGCCGGUAUAAUAGAGAACCCACUACCCGAAGAUGCUACCCCUUCCGCCCUUCCCACUCCAGAAGUUCACUCACGUUCUCGCAAGCGACCCCAUGACAUUGAGAUGGAAUCUCCUUCCAAGAAAGCCAAAAUACUGACUGCUGAAGAGCACAAUGCGAUUUUACUGGCAGACCCGCAUAUCAGGAAAUCAUCGACAGCCAAUCCAGAAUUUAUCAAACAGUACUAUUCAGAGUCUCGUCUGCAUCACCUAUCAACCUGGAAAUCCGAUCUCAAAUCUCGCUUUCAACAAAUGGCAGCCGAGAAAUCAGCUUCGCAGCGGCAGCACGUCAAACGUAAACCAGGCGCCAGAAGAUACAUCAUGCAUGUAGAUUUCGACAGCUUCUUCUGUGCAGUCUCCCUCAAAAGCGCGCCAGAGUAUGUUGACAAGCCAGCGGUAGUAGCCCAUGGAAGCGGUACUGGGUCUGAAAUCGCUAGCUGCAACUACCCUGCGCGCGAGUUUGGUGUCAAAAAUGGAAUGUGGAUGAAGAACGCUUUAAAGCUGUGUUCAAACAUCAAAGUCCUUCCUUACGACUUUCCUGCUUACGAAGAAGCUAGUGAAGGUUUCUACGAGGCUAUUCUGGACGUUGGGGGUGUUGUGCAAAGUGUUAGUGUUGACGAGGCCCUCGUCGAUAUCACUUUUCUGUGCCUACCUGCGGGUGGCACUAAUGGAUUUGGGAUCGAGGAGGGCAGUAUCUGGCGUGAGCAGGAGAAAGCGGAUGAGAUCGCUCACAAUCUUCGAUCACGAAUCAAGGAAAAGACGGGAUGUGCGGUCUCAGUUGGAAUAGGUGGGAAUAUUCUUUUAGCAAAAGUGGCACUCCGAAAGGCCAAACCUGCGGGACAACACCAAAUCAAACCCGAGGAAGUGUUGGACUUCAUUGGGGAGCUGACUAUCCAGAGUCUGCCAGGAGUCGCUUACAGCAUUGGAGGGAAAUUAGAGGAAAUCGGGGUGAGGUUUGUCAAAGACGUUCGUCAAUUGAACAAGGAUCGUUUAAUGACAGUUCUUGGGCCUAAAACCGGAGAGAAGAUCUGGGACUAUUCUCGUGGUAUCGACAGAACCGAAGUUGGAGAGCAAGUUCUCCGCAAGUCGGUAUCUGCCGAAGUCAACUGGGGAAUCAGAUUUAUAUCCCAGCCUGAAGCCGAAGAAUUUGUUCAAAACCUCUGCAUUGAGUUGCAACGUCGCCUUAUCGAGCAAAGAGUAAGGGGGAGACAGCUCACUAUGAAAAUUAUGAAAAAAGCAGCAGAUGCACCGCUAGACCCGCCAAAACAUCUGGGACAUGGGAAAUGUGACACUUACAACAAGAGUAUCGUUCUCGGAGUAGCUACGAACAGUGCUGAAGUCAUCGGACGCGAGGCAAUCUCUGUACUCCGCAGUUACGGAUUUUCACCUGGAGAGCUUCGUGGUCUUGGUGUUCAAAUGACGAAGUUAGAUCCUGUCAAGUUUGCCGGUAAUGCUGUCGUGGAAGGCAGCCAAAGACGCAUAAACUUUGGAGCACCUGCUACACCCAAAUUAGUCAAGCAGGUCACCGAGGAUCCUAUUGAUGAUCCCAUGACGCCAGAGCAGUCAAAAGCCACGCCUUCCUGUCGAGAGGGACCCGGUGUCACACUAUUUAAGGAUCAGAUUGAUGGGUCGGCUACCUUGGAGAAAACCAAAUCGGCAGCUCCACGAUGGCUGAAAAGCGAUGACCCUAUCGAUGAUUUGGAGAGCCCACAGAAAGCAAAAGCCACACCAGUUCAUCCAGCAGCUGCAAUUGCCAGAGCUAAUGCUGCUGACCAAAGUGCCAAGAAGUUCUUGAACCUUACUGGUACCCAAUUCAUCAUUCCCACGCAAAUAGAUCCAGCAGUGUUAGCGGAGCUCCCCCAAGACAUAAGGUCUAAGCUCAUGGCACAGCACAAAAGCAGACUUGUAUCAAGAGACCAGCCUCUAGCUUUCAAAUUACCUUCUCGGAGUCCAAGUCCUGAAGCGUCCAACGCACCUCUACCUUCACAACUCGACCCCGAAGUCUUCGAUGCCCUCCCAGAAGAAAUGAAAGCCGAAAUCCUCGCCUCAUACACAGCACACGCAGAACUUCCUCUCCCUCGAGCACAAAGCAUCCUCCCCCAAUCACCUCGUAAACCCCGCGCCCUCAAACGCACAACGCCAACCAAAACCCGCCGCGGACGGCCACGAAGGUUCGACGCUGCCCGCAAACAAGACGCCCACUCCAACUUCACACAGUCAAACUUUGUACCCCGUGACCCCUUCCGCGCACCCUCCGACUCGGAAGGCGACGAAAUGCUAGACCCGGAUUUCCUUUCGGCGCUGCCAGACGACAUGCGCCAAGAAAUCAUCGACGAGCAUCGACGGAAGCGUCUCGUUAAGAAAGGGGGGCUAGGCCUGCUGCCUCCCAAGAAGCGGAAAGUGCCUGAAGCUCCUGUAUUAGGACAGCGGAGGAUAAAGUUGCCACCCAAAGAGCGGAAACCGACGUUCACGACGCAGGAACUGAGUACGUUGCCGGAACUUAGGGAGACGCUGAGUGCGUGGCAUAACGAGUUUGCGGGUGAUGGGCCGCAUCCUGAGGAUGUAGCUGCUAUGGAGCGGUAUUUGCGGCGCGUUGUACUGUAUGAGCGGGAUGUGGGUAAGGUUGUUGGGGUUGUGAAGUGGAUAACCUGGCUUAUUGACGAGUCGCCCGACAAUGAGGGGAAACGGGCUUGGGGAAAGGCGUUAGAGGGCGUUAAAGAGAAAGUGCAAGAUGCGGUUCGGGAACGGGGGAUUGGGGUAGUGGAAUUAUAA
This is a messenger RNA of Lachnellula hyalina, 3696 nucleotides long. RefSeq names its product DNA repair protein rev1 (gene rev1). Gene Ontology annotation, cellular component: nucleus. The transcript has a single exon. The record is from RefSeq and is a predicted model, not a curated record. Bases 1 to 3696 code for a protein of 1231 amino acids. Gene Ontology annotation, biological process: error-prone translesion synthesis; error-free translesion synthesis. NCBI's taxonomy places the organism in Eukaryota, Fungi, Ascomycota, Leotiomycetes, Helotiales, Lachnaceae. Gene Ontology annotation, molecular function: DNA-directed DNA polymerase activity; damaged DNA binding; deoxycytidyl transferase activity.